CCAUGUUGGAUAUCUUUGUGUGUCUGUAACUGUCUGUAUGUUAUUGGCUCAGCCAAGUUGAACUCCAUUGGAUCACUCCAAUGACCUGUGUAUGCUUGACCCGAGCUUUGUCGAUAUGUAGUCUAUUUGUGCUGAGUGCUUCCCAAGAGCGGUGGCUUCAGGAUGUCGUGUGUGAUGAUGCAGCCAGAUGGUCACAGCUUCCCUGGGACUACUUGAGCUUUCAGGAGGUCCAGUCUUGGACAACCCUUGGAUGGAAUCGAGAAAUGUGGGAUGCGGCUCAUCCUAUCGCCACUACAUCCGUGCUCUCAGUCACGACCACGUUUGGCAGAAGGCUGAGAUUUGAUGAGAAGGACAUGGAUCACGAGUUGCUUGCUGUGUCAGACACAGGUGGAAGAAAGCUGCAGGGAGGGACAACGGUUCUGCCCACAACUAGCACAACAACUUUAGUGCCUGCAAGUGAGACCUCCUGCUACCAGGAUUUGACUGAAGCUCAACAAGAUGCAGUCCGGACGUUGGGCUACAGCAUCUCAUCCUGGCAUGUGUGCAAAAAUCCGUCGUGUGCCUGGCCUUCCGGAAUUCCUGUUCCCAACGCGCCGUGUUUGGAGGUACUUCAGUGGUUCGAGACCUCGUUAUACACCCGAAACUGGGCCGAUCUCACAGGGUCCAAGCGCGAUGCUUUGGAAUUACUGGGAUGGGCCCACAGUCGCUGGAUGAAUAUGGACUAUCCUUUAUCGUAUGCUCAGCUGUGGUACGAGCUGCAACCACGUCAGCAAGAAGCUGCAGCAUUCCUGGGCUACACAGUUGAGGUGUGGGAAAGAUGCGAGAAGGCAGCGCCUUGCAUCACCAGGUUGGAACUGUUGGAGAACAAGUGGAAAGCACUUCGCUGGAGAGACAUGCAGCAGCCGUUUCAAGACAGGUUGCGAGAACUUGGUUAUGACGAGGAGCGCUGGACGAACGGAGACGGUGCCACCUUGACCAAGGCUUACAUGGACUUGAGCGAUGCAGAAAAAAUAUCCGUCAGACUAGCAGGCUAUGUGGCUGACACCUGGGACGGGUGCCCAAAUGCCCAGUGCGAGGAUCGCUUCAGUUACCUCAAGCGGAAGUACACCGACGUUUCUUGGAGCGCGUUGACAGUCGCGCAGCGGCGUGCUUGGCAGCUUCUUGGUCACAACGAUCAGUUAUGGACUGGAGGUAUGAUGAAUACCAUCACCAUGCAGUUGACCUGGGAAGAGCUUUCACUCGAACAACGGGCGCAGGCUGAAUUCCUUGGAUUUUCCAAAGGCACUUGGCAAGGUUGCAACACCAACUGGGGCCAAAACCUGGGUGCAAACGCAACCCAGAAUGAUGGGUACAUAUCCACUAGCAUCGAGCGGACGGUCCGAUCACGGAUGAUAAUUCGUCGUCCGUUUUCAGAGGUUUCAGGGAAUGUCUAUGGUUCUGCAGUGGAUCGUCUUCCGACCUCAUUCAUUCAGGUUUUUGAAGAAGCUGUUGCCCGUGCACUGUUUUGUAGCAACCCACCGCUGAGUGAAGACCCGCAAACCUUUGUAGACUCUGACGGAACUCCGCUCUGCAUUCAGAAGGAACACUAUGCAACGCAACAACAUCGAGUGAAAGUGAUGACAGUCGUGGAGGGAUCCAUCAUAGUGGAUUUUUUCCUUGCAAGGAACCAAACCACCUCCGAGCUGCCUGCGCCUUCUCUUUUUGAGUCCUUGCAGCGGAUGCUGGAGCUGAAGACAUCACCGCUUUGUCAAGAUAUGCACUUUGGGAAGUUUGCGCAAGUGGCAGUAAUGGAGGAAAUUCCACUGUCGCUUCUUUCUGAAGAUGCGCUGGAAAGAGCUGCUGUGUUUGAGCUGAUGCGAAAUCAAUACGGACCAGAAACUGCUUGCCAGUUGCUGGCAGACGCCAGAGAAGGUCCUAUCAAGUGCCCAACAGCGACAUCUCGCUCAGUGCUGGCAAGCAACGGCAUAUUCCUGGUGAGCUUGAGCUUCCUGCUCUCUGUCACGACCUGCCUGUCUGACAAGAUAUGACAAGAUGCUUUUCUAGUUCGCCGGCGCUCCGGAACCUUGCAUGCUGAAGAGGGAACAGACUGCCUCAGCGCCCAUGCUAAAGGCAUGGGACAGGGUUGAUUUGGGCAUGUUUAUGGAACAUAAACGUGUCCUUCAGCAGUCAAGUUUGUCAACGUUUCACAUAAUUUCCAACUGGCAAUGGCUUCGUUCUGGUGCUCGCCGUCUCUCUU
Molecule: messenger RNA, 2236 nt
Organism: Cladocopium goreaui
Lineage: Eukaryota; Dinophyceae; Suessiales; Symbiodiniaceae
Source: the annotation of a GenBank genome assembly